Messenger RNA from Ascochyta rabiei, 537 nucleotides. RefSeq lists its product as uncharacterized. The record is from RefSeq and is a predicted model, not a curated record. Gene Ontology annotation, cellular component: membrane. The coding region runs from base 1 to 537 and encodes 178 amino acids. The transcript has a single exon. NCBI's taxonomy places the organism in Eukaryota, Fungi, Ascomycota, Dothideomycetes, Pleosporales, Didymellaceae. Gene Ontology annotation, molecular function: transmembrane transporter activity.
AUGCUGGGCCUCUUUCUGCUGCCAGACUACCCGCUCACGACGCGCUGGCUAACGCCCGAAGAGCGCAAACUAGCACAUGACCGCAUUGUGCGCGAUACAGUUGAGCUCGAGCCGUCCAAGGGUGCACGCUCCGGGCCCAAGCAAGCCAUCCGCGAUCCGCGCCUGUACCUACUGUGUCUGAUGCAGAACAUGCAUGUCUCGGCCUGCAGCUUCAACAAUUUCUUCUCAUCUGUUGUCGCCAGCUUGGGCUUCUCACGCACCAUCACCCUCGUGCUGACGUGCCCGCUGUACCUGGUGUCCGGCGCAUUCGGUAUCUUCAUCGGCUGGACGUCCGGGAAGACCAACGAGCGGACGUGGCACAUCACGCUGUGCAUGGGCGCUGCGCUGGUGGGCUUCAUCAUCUCAUGCGCGACCAUGAACAUGGCUGCGCGAUACGUCUCAUGCAUUCUUUUCGCGUCCAGAGCCUACGCUGUCGAUUGUCAAAGUGGUUGCCAAUGCCAGUUAUAUCUACACUGCGUACUUGUAUCCCAAGUCUGA